This is a messenger RNA of Opisthorchis viverrini, 3382 nucleotides long. RefSeq lists its product as hypothetical. The coding region runs from base 71 to 3382 and encodes 1103 amino acids. The record is from RefSeq and is a predicted model, not a curated record. Lineage: Eukaryota; Metazoa; Platyhelminthes; Trematoda; Opisthorchiida; Opisthorchiidae. The transcript has 13 exons.
GGUGGCUGUGUACAGUAUGCAACAAGUCCCAGCACAUAUCUAAUGACACUACUUUGGCCCACGGCUCAAGAUGCUCUCACUGGCUCCUCAGAUCAACUCAGAACUAGCUACUGUGCGCGCUCAUUCUGCUUCAAUCAACGGUUUGCGACAAAGAAUUCAACCGUCUUCCACACACAGCGCUGAGCAAGCGAACCGUCAAGCCGACAACCAAGAGCUGAAGCACAAGCGGACCUACCGACAAGCAUUUCCUCAGAACUGUCAUCGUGAGAAAACGGUCAUGAAACGGAGUCGUACAAAACCUCGGUCGGACACCGGAGCUGAGAUUUCGAGGUCUGUUCGUAUGAUUCACAGAGGGGAACGUUUUACGCGCCCUUGCUCUACAUUACCCACCUCACAGUGCCGAACCCAGUCUCGAUGGCACACUCCAUUAUCCCCGAACGGCACAUUGCCAUUGCUCAAAAACCGUCGACUGCAUUGCAAUUUUGAGGUCGGACAGAAACGAACAGUUUCAGCAUACUCCGGUGGAAGCGUUUGUAAAGGGACGCCCUUGAAUGGCUUGCAUACCAGCAAUCCCGUAUUUCACUCCAACUCACUCUCACGCGUGCGGAGGCCGUUACCGCAGUGUGAGGCCUUCCGUAAAGGAUACUCCAACCGUCCAGAUAUGAAGGCCUACCGAGCCGAGCAGCGGAAAGAAAAAUCCCGCCUGGCCGCCCAGAUUCGUCGCAAUCGUGAAAGCCAAACCUUGAUCCUACUUCAAAAUGCCCUACCGAUUUCAGCUGAAGUCCUCGGACUUCAUGGUCUGCAAAUGAACAGUGUGGACAACCUCCUUUCCGAACUAUUCACCGGCGAGUUGGAAGACUGCAUUUCGACCGAUUUGUGUGAGCUCGCCCCACUCGGUGUUGAUCAGUCGUCAAUCAGGUCGUCUGCCGUGAAUUUGGAAAAGUCCGAUCUCAUCCGGAUAGCUGGACAUACUUUAUUUUUCCUCAAUCACAUCAAUCCUCGCCCACUACGCUGGUCGUAUGUUGCUAAGCCCUGUUUGGUUGGAGUCGCCAACUCACCUACUUUCCGGACGUGCCGUACCGAUGGUGACCUUGGAGAUCUCGGAGCGGAUUCCCCGGCAACAUUGAGUCUAAAAAGCCGUUCUCUCUAUGGCCUUGUGGUGAACCCAGCAGAGAAGCGAAUUGUGUAUGCCACUCCGGCACUGAUCGAGGCCGUUGGCGGAAGUUGGGUCCCACUUGUCGGUGGACUUCUACGCCAUCUGGUUCAACCACUGACCUCCAGGAACGUGGUCACAAAGAAGUGUGCGAGUUCGUCAAAAAGAAAGACGUUUGUGGAGCCCCUAUCCGAUCCGGAAAAUCCCUUACCUUCCGUGCCUUAUGCUCCCCAGGAUCAAGAUACAGCCUGUUUGUCGGGUUUCGUUCGGCUCAUCAAACGACGCUAUAGUCCCGCUGAUCCGCUCAUGUCUUUGAUGCUUGAGUUCGAAAACGGAACGAGUGUCAAGCGGUCCGAGGAGCGUUCAAAUGGACGACGAGGAAAACGAAGGCAGAAUCAUGGUUGUAGAGCCAAAACUAUUUGUAGGCCUUCAGCCUCUGCAUCGGAUACGUUUAACCCAACAGAAUGGCUAUCAGCGGGACAGCAUGACGAGGAUACAAGCUUGAUUUGCCAUUGCUGGGCCUCCGCGAUGCUCAAAGUUCCCACCGAUUCGGUUAUGUUUGUCGACGAAACGUCCUUUGAUGACGGAGGUCAACCUGAAGGGUCCUCCUCUUCGCAGCCGUCUGGACUUUCCGAAGACGACUCAUCGACCGGUAAUUCGGGAACACACCAGACCAAGCCUCAAAUAACACAGCUUCAACUAUAUUUACUGAGACCACUCCCGCUCCAGGCCCAAACGAAGCUAUCGCCCAAAUCUGAUCCGCCUCUCCUGGCCGAAUGCAUCGAUUCAUCAGGUCCUUCAGAGCAUUUCGAAGAUUCCUGGUCUCCGAAACCACUUGUCCCCGAGAAGUCACUUGUUGGAGGGAAAGUGAAGAAACGAGGAGCAAAGAAGAGACGGCGAGGCCGUCCAAAAGGCAAACUGAACGAGUUGAAAAGCACCGCUCAACCCCCCUCCAAUGAUAUGCUCAAUCAUUUCCUGGCCACAGAUCUUUCAUCCCUCAUAUCCCCUUCAGAAUCAGAUAGAACCGCUGAAAUGUGCUUCACACGACUGGAUGCUGAGCUGGUUGUACGGGAACUGAGUGAAAGCCAUCCAAUGUUUGGGGAUCUGGAAGAAGAAUUCAACAUUGUUGGCCAGUCGUACCUUUCGUUCAUCCAUCCGGACGACUUGGAAGGUGUUGUGGGCGUGCUGUCGAAACAAAUGUUCAAUCUAGAUGCGAUUUCCUGUUCCCCCGCAGUAACUCUUGGGUCUAUGAGUUGGAGUCCAACUUAUCGCGUUUGUCAUCCAGCAAACCGACGGCCCGGACUUAAGGUCGCUCGUUAUGUUUGGAUUCGCUCGCUGAUGACAUUGGAUUGUGACACUCACUGUUUUGAUUGCUGGCAUCAAAUGGCAGGUUGUGAAUCGCCGAGCCCCCUAUGGAAUGCCUUUCCAGAGGACCGGAUGAGUGAAGAAAUCAAAACGGAACAACCACGACAGCCAGCGGAAACUCCUGGACAUACAAAAAUCAGCUCAAGUAUAAAACCUGCUCAACAGAUUUCCUGUUUUCCACUAGCUGCAAGCAUGGCACCCAUGGAAUCGAGCCAACCAUUUCUUCAAUCCCUUCCGGUACAAACCAGAUCUGUUCAGAUAACUCAAUCCGACACUUCCAGCCGGUGGACAGUUUUGUUGCGACCCAACGAACACACUGUGAGAGACCAAACCCAUCCAAUCAACCCAGCACUUUGCGGCUUUCCAAAAGCAGGUGAACAUACUCUAUUGUGGCAAUCUGGUCAGACUACUCAGUACGGAUAUUCACCCGUGACACGCUCAGGCACGGUGAGCUCUCGGGCGCGCCAACACAAGGCAGCAUGUUCGAAAAAAAAGCUGCCACAAUACAACCAAACGUGCACAUCGAGGGAGUCGACAAAGAUGGUUCGGCGUCGCAGCCCACGCAUUUUGCGAGACCGACCUUGGAUCCCGAAUAAUGAAGGAUUGAGAUACAGUGCUGCCCCGGAAACUGAGAACGCUUUUGAUACUGGGAACAAUCGCAAUCUGUUCCAGCUAAUUCGGUCAAACUAUCCUGGUGAACUGGCGAAAUCAGUUCCUGAAUCGCGGGGAGCACUCGACAACCUCCGACAUUCGUGGCACCAACGUGACAUCAGCUUGAUUAUUAGGGGUGGAGUGUACAAUGCCGCGGUUCGAUCAGUCCUAGUUGAUGGGUCAGAGCCGUGGUUGGUUCAUGUAGAUCUUUGA